GCAAAUUUGUCAGUACGCUAAACUAAAGGGAAUAAAGGAUAGUCUCGAAAACGACACCGUCUCGCCUUUGCUCCGUCACCUUCUUCUGCGUUUUGUGCCAACUAAAAACAGACGAAAGGCAUCACGGCGGAACAACGAGGGAGAUAGAGAGAGAAAGAGAGAGAAAGGCUUUCCUUCUUCGUCUCGAUCUCCGCUUCUUCGAUGAAUCGCCUGCAUCUGAUUUUGAAGAUUUAACGGUUCUUGAAACGAUGACUGUUCCUCAAAGAUUCUCCUUUACUGGGUAACGUUGGCACAGUAUCUUCCAAUUUGUCGAUACAAUGUGGAGCUUUGCGUCGAAUGUAAUCGGCAGCAUAGGUCUAAAGAAAGAUCCACCUCAACCCUCCUCAGACGACGACGACGAGGUCUCAAAUGUCAGCAGAGACGAAGAAGAAGAAGAAGAAGAACAAGGACUAGACUGUCCCAUUUGCUUCGAAUCAUUCAACAUCGUCGAGAACGUUCCUUACGUCUUAUGGUGCGGCCACACUCUCUGCCAGAACUGCGUCUUUGCCCUCCAGCCCGCUGUCUUGAGACUCUCCAGCCAAGACAUCAAAGUCCCCUUCUUCGUCUCCUGCCCUUGGUGUCAGCUGCUCUCCCUCAGGGUUGUCUACAACGGUGUCCUCAAGUUCCCUAAGAAAAACUUCUUCCUUCUCUGGAUGGUUGAGAGUCUCAACGGUGACAGGACGAGACACGGUGGUGGUGGUGGUUCGUUGGUCAGUAGUGAGAACCACCAGUACUGCAGUAAUCUGAUUGCAAGGCCUGUUGUUGUGGAUAACCAGAGCCAACCAAGCAGCAGACAGCAUUUCUCGUUUCACAAGUCUCUUGAUUUCUUCAUCUCCUUCACCUCCAAGUUUCCGUUUGUGAUCGUUUUUCUGCUGAUAGUGUUCUUUGCUAUACCUGGUAGCCUCGUCAUUCUUGCUCUUUACUUCCUCCUCACGAUUCUUCUAGCGGUUCCUUCUGGUUUGGUGCUGUAUUUUGCGUACCCUAUUCUGGAAAGGUUGGUUAAUGAAAUAACUUCAUGAGAAUGAUACUCUGAGCUCACAGCUUUUUGGAGUCUUUGGAACUUUUUGAUAUUGUUAUUGAUUGCAAUUGUGAUUUUGAGUUUUGAUUGUGUUAUGCAACUUUUUCUGAAGUUUUGGUUUGCAGAUUUUGUGUGUUUAAUUGAUGAUUGUGUCUAAAGUUGUAUAAAUAAACACAUUAAUUUGUGUGUCUUCAUUUAAGCUUGUUAAGAAAGAAUGUUUUGGCUUUA
Brassica napus (rape) is the source of this 1285-nucleotide messenger RNA. RefSeq lists its product as uncharacterized. NCBI's taxonomy places the organism in Eukaryota, Viridiplantae, Streptophyta, Magnoliopsida, Brassicales, Brassicaceae. The record is from RefSeq and is a predicted model, not a curated record. Bases 318 to 1058 code for a protein of 246 amino acids. The transcript is spliced from 2 exons.